Messenger RNA from Paralichthys olivaceus (Japanese flounder), 2212 nucleotides. Lineage: Eukaryota; Metazoa; Chordata; Actinopteri; Pleuronectiformes; Paralichthyidae. The record is from RefSeq and is a predicted model, not a curated record.
AUGACGUCUCGGUGGCGUGAAGCCCGAGACGCCGAACCCUCGAGUGACGCAGGAGGUUUGUUCACGCUGGAGAUAAUAUUCAUAAUAUUUAUUUCCUCACAGGUUGACGGAAAGUUUCCUAACUGUCAGUUUCACUGGGAGAUUCAGAGAGCGGAGAGGGAGUGUCGGACGCAACUGCAGCUGCAGCACACGGCCUCCAGCACAGGAUGUCACGGUCAGUGGUACAAAGUCACUUGUUGGCAGAGCGCGGCGUUCGGCGAGGUGAUGACCCUCCCCUGCCCCUCCGCCCUCAUUCACGUCUUUGGAAAAAAUGGAAACCUCAGCAGGAACUGCACAGAGCGAGGCUGGUCGGACGUCUACCCCGUCAUCUUCACCGCCUGCGGCUCCAACAGCACGGACGAUCCCAGUGAGGUGAGUCAGGUUCUGGUUUCCUGCACAUUAAGCCGUGUGCGCUCACUGGUGCGGAGCGUGUGCACCAUCUUGUGUGUGUGUGUGUGCAGGAGGCUCCACUGCAUGAGGAACUACAUCCAUCUGAACUUGUUUGUGUCGUUCAUGCUGCGGGCCGUGGCCGUGCUGGCCAAAGACACUCUGCUCUUCUCAGAUGAUGAAAACACCGACUGCAGCACGCAGCCGUCACUGGUGGGCUGUAAAUCCAGUCUGGUCUUCUUCAACUACUUCGUCAUGGCGAACUUCUUCUGGCUGCUGGUGGAGGGUCUCUACCUGCACACGCUGCUGCUCGUCAUCCACACCUACUCCACCCCGCUGUCCGUCUACAUGCUCAUCGGCUGGGGAAUCCCGUUCGUCUUCAUGGUGGCGUGGAUCAUAUGUCGGAUCAAUCUGGAGGACACGGGGUGCUGGGAGACGAAUGAAAACCCGAUCCCCAACAGACUCAUGAACUGGCCCAUCAUGGCGUCUGUCAUUAUCAACUUCAUGUUGUUCAUCAGCAUCAUUCGUAUCCUGGUGCAGAAGCUGCGCUGCACGGACGUCGGAGGAAACGAGCAGUCGCAGUACAGACGCCUGGCGAAGUCCACCCUGCUGCUGAUCCCUCUGUUCGGGGUGAACUACAUGGUGUUCGUCUACCUGAUGGAGCCUCCGAACAAAAACAUGAACCGCAUCAAGAUCUUCUUCGACCUCGGCCUCGGAUCCUUCCAGGGUCUAAUCGUGGCCGUCUUGUACUGUUUCCUCAACAGCGAGGUCCAGGGCGAGCUGAGGAGGACGUGGAGGGGGUUAUCCCUCAAGCACUGCGUGGGGCGGGACUACAGGCCGCACGCCGCAGCGGUCGGCCGAAACGGCAAAGAGAGCUCCGCCCAGUUCCCCAGGAACUCCCGCGCUCCGUCCAUCUUGCAGACCGAGACCACCAUGCUCUGACCGUAGACUGCUGGACGUAGACUCGGCGUCUGGACAGUGAGGUCAAUGAAGAAGUGCCUGAAACCUGUAUUCUCUGGAGUGACCAGCAGAGGGCGAGUCCACUAGUUUCAGAAAGACAUUUCUAUAGAGAUUCAUGUCUCAAGCUCUAGUUUCAAAUCUUCUUCAAUACAGUUGGUGUUUAUUUCAUCAUCAUCGUCCAUCUAGAGUCAAAGAGACCAUGAAGCUCUGAACACGUUGGGGCGCAGCUUGAUUGACGGCUAGUACCGUCCAAUGAGUGCAGGUAUGCACCCCCCCCUCCAAAUAUGGUUACUUCUGGUUUGAGAAAAAUCAAGAUGUCAAAAUGUCAAACUUCAAAACUGCAGCUCUCAAACCAACAGGUGGCGUCAUGGCGUGUUGACACUCGACCGUGACGAGGGUCGGAGACGUCUUUUUGUUUUUGAGCUCUCAGAACUCAUAUUGAAGGUGACGCAGCACACACGGAGACUUUCAUCGGUUGUUGCUGCUGCGACUGAACCUGCGACUCACAGACGUUUCUGAGGCGAAAGAGUUUUUCUCACAGUGUCUGUUCAUCCUGGAACUUUUAUCUUCAGUGUCUCUCAACACGUUUCAGAUCCAUCAGACUGUUCCUGCUGGAAUCACAUGAAGCAGAACAUUUAUUUUCCCUUUCAGAUAAUUUAUGUAUAAUUUUUUAUUCCAGCUAAUAUUCCUACAUAUUCUCAAUCAUUUAAAAAUCUUCCUGACUCUCAGCUGAAUGUAUCUGUGGGUGUUGAUAACUUGUCUUUUUAAUGUCAACAAACAUUUUACAUUUAACUUUUUAUAAUCUUUAAAACAAAGAGCAUUUAAC